AAAAAAUAGAUUUUUAUCGGUUGGUUUCAAAGAGUUGGCCAAAUGAAACAACAAGAACGUUCUACACGUCGGUGUGUUCAUUAUAGUUACACAAAAUGAAUUAAUCGCUGUAAAUGUAAAAUGAAGGACGGCUAGUGUGUGUUCGGCCAAACAUGGAAAAUUGUAUUCUUUUACAUGCUGUGAUCCAGUAGUUUUUAGUUCAGGUGAUUCAAGGUUCAAGGAAUACAAUUCAAUUGAAGAAACUAUCAAAGAAAUCAUCAUUUAAAAAAAAAAUGCAUCAAAUGCUGUGUUGUCUGUGAAUUUGGAGCUGAGAGACAUUGUAAAAAUACGAGAGUACGAACAGUAAGAAAGAGAAAGAGAAAGAAAAGAGGAAAAGUGUGAAAACGUUGAUGUCGUGCAAGUGGGUGUGAAAUUCGUGAAAAUAAGAGAAUGUGCACACAGUAAACGCUGAAUCAGAACUGAUAAAAUAACAUUUGGUGACCAUUUUUUUUCUUCCUUCAUUCUUGGAUAAAAUCAACAACACAAAUUGGAAUUGCCACACGGAUAGGAAUACAGAGAGUGAUCAUUUUAUUUCUUCAAAUUGGAUUUUCAUCAUCAGUUUAUUUCGAAAUGGUCUGAAAAGGAUCGUAGCUAAGUUAAUCGAGCGAAAGGACAGUGGAGAAAAAUUGAAUUUCUGCGGUUCGCAGUUCGAAAGCAAUGCUGCCGGAACUAUUGUUUUCAGGACCUAGCAUGCAAGAUAUAUCUCGUGACGAAUUGACAUUGCUGCAAACAGGAUGUGAUAAAGAUUCAAUUUUAACGAACAACGAAUCAGCAUUUGAUCGCAUUAAAUUGGGUCGAACGCCAGAACUUGAAACGUUACCAACAUCAAUUAAAUUGGAAGACACCACCGAUGCAUUCCAAUGGAACACAACCAACACGAAUAUCGGAUCGAAUUUACUGAGGCAUUCAGAUGAUCCGCUUAUAUCGGGUGCAUUAGAUGACAAUCAGAACGAAUUUGAUUCGAUAGCCGACUGUGGCAAUACGUUGACUUCAAUCGAAACGUCGCCAUCAACGUACAAUAAAAAAGCGCGAGUGAGAAAAUCGGGAAAUGUUAAAUUACGUUUCCAUCAUCAAGCGCUUCCGCAAGAGUAUCUCGAGCACUAUGAAGCCACUCAAAAUCAAUUUCACAACACCAAAGAGAUGACUCUUGGUGGUGGCGGCAGCGUGAAAUCGAGUCCAAAGGAUCGAACGGCAACUGCAACUGCAACUCUACCAUCACCGGUGGCACCUUCGAGUGAACAUACGCCCACAACUGAUCAUGAGCACAUGGAUUCAAAUUCGGACAAAUCGACGCAAAUGUGGAUGCAAAAGACAUCCAAGCAUCAAAAUGGUAAAGCGUCACAUUCAAGGCUGGAAAAUGAGCCGAAAAUUGCAUCAAAACAAAGUUCAAAGGUGACAACGCAUGACUUACCGUAUAUGGGCGAAAUAACACUGGACAAUUUCAAACCGCGCCGUGGACGAAAGCCGAAAAAGGCUGAUAUUUGUCAUUUGAUCUAUAAAAAUUAUGGUACAGUGUUUCCGAAUCAAAAAACCGACGAAACAGAGAUGGAAGUGUCGAACAACACAGAGGUGGCGCUCAAACGAUCGUUGCUGAAACGAAGACUAACCCAAAGUGGUGACGAUGCGGAGGAGUCAUUGAAUCAUGGUGCCAAACAUAAUGGUGAAGAACCAUUGAAUUUGUGCGUUCGAGAUCGUUAUGAUAGUGACGUGAUGACUGUUGUAUCCGAUGAAGAUAUGACAGAUAGCGAAAAAUUGGCCGAUUUCAAGCCAGAAAUGUCUUUGUUAGCCAUCAACGAUCCACUCACCGCCGCGAAUUUUCCACGCAAUCUUAAAAUGGCCUUACCGAAUUUCCAGACAGCACUUUUAGAUAAUAAGCACGAGUUACCCGAAGGUGGUGGAAUCAAUAUGGGAAGCGAUAUCAAUAAUUGUUGGCAAAGUUCCGGAAUGUUUUUGAAUCCAAUGGUUUUGUACCUACAAAAAAUCGCAAAUGCAAACUCAAAUCCAAAUACAACAACAUCCAGUUACGGUCAAAUUUCAACGAGUGAUGCGCCAAAAACUGAAACCACCGAAGUUGUUGAUGCAAAUCCAACACGAAUGAGACAAAAACGAAUGUUAGUUCCAAAAAAAAUGUCGCAAUUGCUAAAAGAAGAUAGCUCAGCGACUUCAGAUACAGGUCAAUCAACACAGACAGCGAUGAAUUCGAGCAGAAAUAAAACGUCAAUGUCGGCGUCUACAUCGCAGGGAAAUCAAAAAAAUCCAAAUGCACCAAAGAGAAAGCGAUCGGCAAUAUUCAUUCCACCUGUGCCAGAAUCCUCGACUCCGAAUCACGCGACUGAAGUGAGUAUUUGUAAGUUCAAGUUCACCGGCGGUGCAAAGCCCAGUUUACAAGAAAAGAAAAUGUUAUCUGUUGAUGCUGGCGGAAAUUUCCGUUAUUACAGCGGCACCGGUGACAAAUCCAUUCGAGGAUAUGAGUUUUUUCCACGUGAAAGUCUUAAGCAAUCGAGUUUAAUGUCGGCCUCGAGUGCCGGAGCAUUUUUAAAUACACCCGGACAGAAAAUAGCACCCACGGAUAUUCCACCUCCAUCAUUUGGAUUGAGUAACGAACUAUUGCAAAUACCGGAAAUGAGCACACCAAGUUCCGUUGGCAUUCUUCCAUCGUCACAGAAUGCAAUACCGUCACCACAUCAACUCCAACAUUCAAAACAAAACAGCAAUUAUCACAGCAGUCGAAAGCGAAAGUCGAAGCGAUCAAUGCAACGGGAAAAUUUGGAAAAGACUUUUAAAGAGAAGGGAUUUCUUAUUCAGACGCAGCAAUUGGAACAGGCCGAAGGUACGUACUGCAAAUUUAGACAACUUCGAAAGUUUACCCGUUACCUAUUUCGCUCGUGGAAGGAUUAUUUACCGCAGAAUGAAUUACAACAAAAUCAAGCCAACUCCACAAACGCAGUUGCAUUGAACCAAGCAAGCAUAUCUUCCAUUGUUGACCAUAAUGGCAUCGAUCCAUCUGCAUCUCAUUUUAUGCCAUCACCAUCACCAUCAUCAUCACACGAAGAAUAAUUACCACAUUUUUAUAUGACCCCAAUUAAAUCAUCACUUUUUUUUAGCACUAUCGAAUAAACCAUUACGUUUAUGUAGCUACUAAAAUUUGGAAUUUAUUUAAAGAAUUUAUUACAACACUGUAAACAAUAAUUUAUUUAUUUAUUCAAUGGAGAAAAUAAAGCAACGAUUAUCUUAUUUUAACA
Messenger RNA from Sitodiplosis mosellana (orange wheat blossom midge), 3281 nucleotides. RefSeq lists its product as uncharacterized. The coding region runs from base 697 to 3096 and encodes 799 amino acids. NCBI's taxonomy places the organism in Eukaryota, Metazoa, Arthropoda, Insecta, Diptera, Cecidomyiidae. The transcript has 4 exons. The record is from RefSeq and is a predicted model, not a curated record.